AUGUUUCCUAAUACUCUAGAGCCCUACAGGUCCGGCGUGUCCGGGCUUGAAUCUGGAGCUCUGUCAGCUUUUGUUAAGUGGAAAUACAGCUCUUCAGAUGGCACACUGAUGCCUCUCAUCCUGCUGCCGCUGAUGCGCCGAGACACGGCCGGGCUCCAACUUUCUCGCCGUGCGGACGGUGUACGUUUGCACUCGGUGACAGACAGUUAUGUGUUUUCGGGGUCGGAAUUAGGUGUCGAUCCCAAAGAAGCGAGCAUGUCCUCCCCUGGAGACUGGAGAGAGGAGUUUUCUGCAGACGAGGAUGUGCAGCCACCGCGGCCGAGGACGCGCACGGCGCAGAUGUCCUGCCUGCCCUUCAGCGUGGAGGCGCUCAUGUCGGACAGGAGGCCGCCGAGUGCGAGGGACGGCGAAAAGGGGAGUGACGCUCUGGAAGACGAUCCGGCGAGCAGGCCGGAUGAGUUUCCCCAACAGUUAGUGUCCAUCAAAUCCGAACCAUCGGGCCCAGGGGACAGCGCGCCUUGGAUAUCCGGGCCCAUUCAGACGCCCACACCUCCCCGGCAGCUUGGUCCAGCAGUCUGUUCCUUGAGGAAGCACAAAACCAACCGCAAGCCCCGCACUCCCUUCACCACCGCGCAGCUCCUGGCCCUGGAGAGAAAGUUUCGCCAGAAGCAGUACCUGUCCAUCGCCGAGCGGGCCGAGUUCUCCUCCUCCCUGUCGCUGUCUGAGACCCAGGUCAAGAUCUGGUUCCAAAACCGACGAGCUAAGGCCAAGAGGCUUCAGGAGGCCGAGGUGGAGAAACUCAAAAUAGCAGCUGGCGUUGGACCCAAGACGGUAUUGCACCCAGGCUUCUCGUCCUUAAGUUUCCCCCUCAGUGUUAACCUGCAGGCUGGUUCAGCAGCACUCUACGGACUGGGCUCCUCAUACAGCCGCAGCCCCAUUCUUCCUGCUGCACAUCUGGCCAUGUACGCCUCACAGGUCGGCUACAGCCUGUUCCACCUCUCCUGAGAGGAAGCAGCAGUAUGCAGACAAAGUGCUGUGGAUCUGGAUGGGGGAAAGGGAAAGAGGAAUAAGGAGAGCUUAUCAUGAAAUCAUGCACCUUAUGAGAGACUUGACUUGACUUGAGGUUUCUAGAUCAAGCAGAAUUUUUAAAUGUUCUCUUUACUUUUUGAAAAAGACUCCAUGGAGGGACAAGGAUAAAGCAGCCGACAGUCCUUCUUUGAUGUUUGUAAAUCCUGAGUCAGCAGAGGUCACUGAGGCUAAAUGUAUCUGAUUAUUGCCCUGAAUAACAGACCGCAUAUAUCGUAGCCUUUUGGUUUGUCUUUUCUACUCUUUUGUAUUUCCUGGAUGAUUAUUUUUCACUUGUUAGCUUUGAAUAUGCAGGGAUUAUAUUAUCCUCCUUUGAGAAACAUAAGAGGCUAAAGUUGAAGAGAAUGCGAUUUUGACCAGGUGAAGUGCAUGCAUGAAGCCCUAAGUAUUCACAAGUGACACAUAUUUAUUUAUGAUAGCCCUAAGAUUCAUAUAUUUCAUGAUGGAUAUCUACAUUUUUAAAAGUUAUUA
Molecule: messenger RNA, 1557 nt
Organism: Xiphias gladius (swordfish)
Lineage: Eukaryota; Metazoa; Chordata; Actinopteri; Istiophoriformes; Xiphiidae
Product: homeobox protein MSH-D-like
Exons: 4
Coding region: 1-1005 (334 amino acids)
Biological process (GO): embryonic morphogenesis; regulation of transcription by RNA polymerase II
Cellular component (GO): nucleus
Molecular function (GO): DNA-binding transcription factor activity, RNA polymerase II-specific; RNA polymerase II transcription regulatory region sequence-specific DNA binding
Source: RefSeq, a predicted model, not a curated record